AUGGCAACGACAAAUUUUCCUGGUCAUGCCAGGAUUACCAGCGGUGAUUUCUCCGAGAGUUCGCUGGUCGAGACAAUCGUACCUGCAGCCUCAUCGGUUGAUAUCAACCAGCUAUUGGACGCGUGGGAUGGCUCUAGAAACGAACAGAGCCCGUCUAUUCUGCCAUUUGUUCCGCAAAGGCAAUUCAUGUUCUUUGAUGAACUUGUUCCCGUAUACAUCGUGCUACGAGCGCCUUUUAUCGACGAAAGCACUUUGAGAUCUUAUCUCACUAGGCUGGCACUUACUCUUGAAGCUUAUGCUACGACGACUGUUCCUGUAUCUCACCAAGGCCCGGGUCAUCCGCCCCACGCGCCUCCAUUAAAGGAGCUUUUGCAUGCCGUCACUAUCGAAAACCCUGCAACUCCCGAGCUGUUUUUUCAAAAGACAGUUGAACGUGAGAGGGGAGGACAGCUACAGUACACCUUCGUCGCGUGGAAGGCCGAAGUCUUCCUUGGACACCCACGCUCGAGGCUACCCAAGCCUGUAAUUUACUUUUCGGUUGGUGCCUCGUUGAAGCCUGUACAACAGAUUGAGGCGAAGCUACUAGACGAUGAGUAUCUACCCAGCUUGGUGCCUUUGUCCGGGAAUUUGCUCGACUCCUUUGCUAGAGACUCUACUCUCGAAGGUGUCAAGCCUCAUCUCUCAGCAUCUCGAAUCACCAAGGUUGCUCCAAGCGCUGCGGUGGAACGGGAGCUUCUACGCCCGUUGCAAAGUGCCAGCCGCCGUAUGUUUCGCGCUGUGCCAGCGCUAGCAUGGAGGAUAAGGUACACAAAAAGCCAUGGUCCAGUAAAUGACCUUUCAAUCUUUGCAUCAUUCGACUUUGAAAUCACCGGAAUAGCUGGUUACAGCCUACGGUUCGACAAAAUGGACCUUGGGCUGACAGAUGGGCGGGUGGAACCAUGCGGCUAUCAACUUGGAGCUGGCCUUGGCAACAUCUACAAAUCAGGAGACCAGGUGGCCUUACUUUAUAGGCUCGUUCCAGAGCGGGGUCCUGAGGAAUAUACCGCCCCUGUGGCAGUACACGCCUUAGACGUCCAGAUAAGAGCCAGAGUACUCAUAUCAGAAGACUGUCAGCCUGCCGUCGCCAUAGAUUGGAGAACAAACGUGGACAUAGGCGCAAUCCUGAAGUCAAAGCUAAAAGUCCCUGAUCAUCUUCUCGGACACUCUCCUCGCGACCAUUCAUUCUCGAGAAGCAUAACUAGCCUUGGCUCACCUACAAGCCUACCAGGUCCGGACUCUUUACCCUACCUUGACGCGGCGCAACAAGAAGUGAUGCCACCCGGCUCGGUCGAAAUCGCGGUAACGGUUUCGGGUCCAGAUCGUGUCUAUGUCAUGGAACCUUUCAAAUGGGAUAUUUUCGUCGUCAACCGGUCCGACAAGGCACGUCAACUUGCAUUCGAGGUCAUUUUCAAACAAAAGAAUCCAGGGGAAGCAAAUGAUAUAUUUCUUUCUAGGUCUAGAGGACUACAAAUAGGGUAA
Aplosporella prunicola CBS 121167 is the source of this 1518-nucleotide messenger RNA. RefSeq lists its product as uncharacterized. The transcript has 3 exons. Gene Ontology annotation, biological process: intra-Golgi vesicle-mediated transport. The record is from RefSeq and is a predicted model, not a curated record. Gene Ontology annotation, cellular component: trans-Golgi network; TRAPPII protein complex. The coding region runs from base 1 to 1518 and encodes 505 amino acids. NCBI's taxonomy places the organism in Eukaryota, Fungi, Ascomycota, Dothideomycetes, Botryosphaeriales, Aplosporellaceae.